Molecule: messenger RNA, 195 nt
Organism: Fusarium tjaetaba
Lineage: Eukaryota; Fungi; Ascomycota; Sordariomycetes; Hypocreales; Nectriaceae
Exons: 1
Source: RefSeq, a predicted model, not a curated record
AUGUCUACUCAGCACAACUACCUCGAGGAGGAGGAAGACUUCUCGGAGUUCAACAACAACCCCCUCUACAAGCGCGUCUCUGACCUGACUGAUCAUCAGCGAAAGCAUGCUUGCCCGCCUCCUCCCCUCCCUAAUCCUCGUCGAGACAACGGCCCCCACGUCGUCAGCCGAAAGUCUCACCACAAGCACCAUGUU